Molecule: messenger RNA, 437 nt
Organism: Aspergillus caelatus
Lineage: Eukaryota; Fungi; Ascomycota; Eurotiomycetes; Eurotiales; Aspergillaceae
Product: putative DUF814 domain protein
Exons: 3
Coding region: 117-380 (87 amino acids)
Source: RefSeq, a predicted model, not a curated record
CUACACCCCACUUUCCAAUACACCCUCCUGUAUUCACAAUUUGACAAUUGGAUCUGAAUAUUUCUCGAUUAUUGUCACCUGACUGAGGAUCCCUUAGGAGAGAUAAUCGCAGCAAUAUGGUAUACUACUUUACAUCGAAUGUGGUUGAGCCAUCCGCUUUUAUCUAUGUCGGGAAAGACAAAUUUGAGAAUGAGAAUCUUAUAAAAUAUGGUUUAGAGAAGGAUGUUUGGUUUCAUGUUGAUAACCUGUCCAGUGCACAUGUCUAUCUCCGUCUCCGUGAUGGUGAAUCAUGGGACAAUAUCCCACAACCCCUUCUGGAAGACUGCGCACAGCUUACAAAGGCGAAUUCAAUUGAGGGUGAACCAUCUCUCCAUUCAUAAUUCAUGCAUUGUGCUUCUACCAAUACGUAGUGAGCUAACUUACGGGUCAGGGAAUAA